CGCCACUCUGGCAGAGGGGUGGUACUGCAGGGAGGGCUGCGGUUGCCAUGGUGCGGCGUCAGCUGGAGCAAACCUCAAGGCGUGGAGCAAACAACUAAUAGCAUCUGAACAAGCCAGGACUAAACGUUACUCCGUCUUACUGUCUUUACUGUGGAUGAUUACAGGACGGCGCGUUUUAAAAAGGAGCCUCUGGAGACAGUCAGACAUAAGCAAGAUGAAGCAGAAGAUGAUGUCAGCAGAGAUGAUGGGGAGACUGUAACCUAUGUGCGUUUCUUUUCAAAGUGACAACAUGGAAUCUGAAAACGUAACUGAUCCGUAUGAAGACAACCGGGAUGCCGAUCAAAGUCGCCAGUCGCUCCAGAGUACAAAGGAAGAUUCCCGAGCGUCAUCCUUCCAAAAACGCAAAAAGAACUUCCGGGACAAGAUCCAGGACGAGGGUGAAAAAGGCGGCUGCAUUGAGAGCAGGUCGAAGACCAGAACCUGGCGUUCAGAUCCAGAUCGGGACAAGGUAUCAGAUGGAGAGGGACGGAGAAGUAGUGGGUCGUUUUACUCAGAGGACUAUGAGAAUGAGUCUCGUUCAGACCGUUCGAUCUCGCCAUACUCCCAGUCCCAGACUCCAUCCCCUAACCGUCGAAGAGGGGUGCGGGCAAAGAGGAUUUCUAGCAGCCCCCUCUACAAGACGGGUGGUGUGGUGCGCCGGGGCGUGUCUCGUCCACAGCGUCCAGGUGGCCAGCCUCUGACCCAGCAGCAUCGCAGGGGAGUGCGUUCAGAAAGCAAGGAGUCCACGCCCCCUAAAGACCUGGACCUGGUGACCAAGAGGAUGCUCUCAGCCCGCCUGCUAAAGAUCAACGAAUUGCGUAACUCACUUGUUGAGCUGCAACAGCGCACUGACGAGCUGCAGAAGGAAAAUCGAGUUCUCAGACAGCUUCAGGUGCGUCAAGAGAAAGCCCUGCAUCGCUACGACGACACGGAAAGCGAGAUUUCCCAGCUGCUGUUGCGCCACACCAACGAGACCCACGUGCUGCGUGAGCGGCUCAGGCGCACUCAGGAGCGGGAACGGGCUGCCGAGCGACGGAUGAAGUACAGCGAGGAGCAGCUGCAGAGGAGCCAGACGACCAUCGCACGGCUGAAGAAGCUGGUCGACCAGCGAGAGUUAGGAGCCAGAGACGAGCUGAGCCGCAGCCUAGAGGAAGAGAAGACGCGGGCCCAGGAUGCAGAACGCAAGAUUAAGGAGCUGGAGCGUAGCAUGGAGCUGAGCAACAGCAGCUACCAGAGGCAGCUGGCUGCAGAGAGGAAGAAGACGAUCAGUGCCCAGGAGGACAUCAGUACUCUGCAGGAGGAGCUGGAACGACUGACCAAUAAACUUAAGGAGAAGGAGAGAGAACUAGAUUCUAAGAACAUCUACGCCAACCGCAUGAUGAAACCCACACUAAGAAAAGAUGUUGACAGUGGCACAAAGCGGAAAGUCCCCAGCAGGAGCAGCACCAAGGCAGUGCAGACUAAAGACAGAGCGUCCAGUCUGGAUUUCCCCUCACCUCCACCCACCGUCACUGAUGCCAGUGAGUGCAGUGAACAGGCACCUGACGGAUACCUGUCACUCAAGCAGGAGGUUGACAGAGUGGACAGACAGGCAGACACAGAAAACAGACAUCAGAAGAUGAGAGACAGAGAAAAAGAUAAAAAAGACAAGGAGAAGGAGUCGGUGAAGGAGAAAGAGGAGAAGCGGCAACUCAACCAGGAGCUUAAUGUGCUUGAGGAGAAGGCAAAGAUGUUGUCCACAGGCUGGGAGGAAAAAAUAGAGGAAGAAGACAACAAGAGGACAAGUUCUCUGUUAAACCAGGAGGAAGAGAACAACAGGAAGCGUGGCCACGUCCAGGAAGAGGUGGAGAGGUGGAACCAGGGGGCUCUGCCCAAUCAGCAAGCAACAGAGGAAACGCAUCGCAAGAAAGAACAGCUGCUGGCUAAGAUGCGCGAAAUAGACCGUCAAGACCAUGGAGCCCAGGACGCCAUGUUUGCCGAGUCUAGUCCCUCUGAGUCCAACAACAAGGCGAACAGUAACCAUUCUUCUCCUCGUCUUCCCGAGCAGAGGAACUCUUCCGUUUUUAACCUCACAGAAUCGGAGGAGUCGGCCAGUUUGCGUGCCGCUGUCGGAAGCAGGGAAGGCGGGAGGGGGAGAUCAGGCACGGAGGGUGGAGAUGGGACGACGGGAACGGGGAGGAGAGCGCCACGGCCCCAAAUCCCCAGGGACGACUUGGCGUUCGGGAGCUACGCGCCCUCUUUCGGACAUUCGGCUUCUCGAGGUUCUUCGGGCUUCCCUCCACCGCCGUCCAAAGAGGACAGGGACUCGGCGUUAGAAGCAAUAGGUAUUUUUAGUCUCAGAGGGGUGGAGACGGAGAAAGAGAAGGAGACGGAAAGAGGAGCAGGGAAGGACAAGAAGUCCAGCCUCAUGCACCAGCUAUUUGGUGCCCUGGCAACGAGCGACAGCGUGAGCAUCUCCAAUAAAAUGGAGGUCCUAAGCAGUCCCCCGACUACCAACGGGGUGCGUUCGAGAAGGGAAGGACUGCUCGGCUUCAAAUCGGGGUCUUCCACUCCUCCAGCAUCCUCCCUGAACACCUUACACGUCGCAGAUAGCAGGCCCGCCAUCCGUGCCAUCGCCUCAUUCGACGACGACAUAGAGGAACUUACUUUAUGAAAUUGAUUUAGAUUUGAGGUGUCUCAUAGCAGGCCAAAAUAGAAGAGAUUGGGUGAUGAACAUGGUCUAUAAAUUCAAGUCUGGACACUAUUGAUUUCCCAAUACUAUAUAAAUGAUAAAUCAUUUAACUUG
Sebastes umbrosus (honeycomb rockfish) is the source of this 2824-nucleotide messenger RNA. It is a transcript of the gene lca5, whose product is annotated as lebercilin LCA5. Gene Ontology annotation, biological process: intraciliary transport. Gene Ontology annotation, cellular component: axoneme. The record is from RefSeq and is a predicted model, not a curated record. The transcript has 9 exons. NCBI's taxonomy places the organism in Eukaryota, Metazoa, Chordata, Actinopteri, Perciformes, Sebastidae. The coding region runs from base 263 to 2692 and encodes 809 amino acids.